Molecule: messenger RNA, 433 nt
Organism: Hymenoscyphus albidus
Lineage: Eukaryota; Fungi; Ascomycota; Leotiomycetes; Helotiales; Helotiaceae
Source: the annotation of a GenBank genome assembly
AUGGUCAUGGCCUACCGGAUGGGGCGACCGAGAGCGGCGUUUCGUUGCGGACCUGUUGUGCGAUGGCAAAUACGACACGGUCAAGGACUCGGACAAAGGUAUGUUUUUUACACUUCUGAAUCGAAUCCAUAGAUCUACUUGAUCUAACAACUAUCGUAGUUGACGACGAUGAAACCCCAUCUUCGAAAGACGAAAAACGUCGACUACAACCAAGCCCGACCCAACCGACGAAGCCGCCCUGGGUGCUGCCCUCAGAUUUUUUAAGGUGGCAGGACAACCAUUGCCCAAGCCAACGAAGGUCACUAAACGUAAGCGACUGUCUCGUGGAGGAAACGUACGUCAUGGGUCCUUUGGCGGCGAGGUCCAGGUUACGAAAGAUAAGUCGAGAGCCGAGAUCCAAAAGAUCGAAAUGACACGGACAUUGGACUAUUGA